CUUACUUGCAUAGGGUAAUCUAAUUCCCAAACGUCUCUCUUAGGGUUAGGGUUUGGUUUCAGUUUCUAAAAUGCUUCUCAAUUUUAGUUGCAUUCAUUGAAUUGCUCCAAUUGAAGGUGAUUUGGGAAUCCCAUAACAAUGGGAGUUCCGGCAUUUUACCGAUGGUUAGCUGAGAAGUAUCCGAUGGUUGUGGUGGAUGUUGUAGAAGAAGAGGCCGUUGUUAUCGAAGAUGUGAGAAUUCCGGUGGAUACGAGCAAACCUAAUCCCAACAACAUCGAGUAUGAUAAUUUGUAUCUGGAUAUGAAUGGUAUCAUUCAUCCAUGUUUUCACCCAGAAGAUAGACCCUCUCCUACGACAUUUGAGGAGGUCUUUGAGUGCAUGUUUGAUUACAUAGACAGGCUUUUCUCUAUGGUGCGUCCUCGAAAGCUGCUAUAUAUGGCUAUUGAUGGUGUUGCACCAAGGGCAAAAAUGAAUCAGCAGAGAUCUAGACGUUUUAGAUCAGCAAAAGAUGCAGCAGAUGCGGCAGCUGAGGAGGAAAAGCUGCGGGAGGAAUUCGAGAGAGAGGGCAGGAAACUCCCCCCAAAGCAAGAAUCACAAGUUUUUGAUUCAAAUGUCAUCACUCCCGGGACUCAGUUCAUGGCCACAUUGUCAAUCGCACUUCAGUACUAUAUUCAUCUUAGACUAAACCAUGAUUCAGGAUGGAAAAAUGUCAAGGUUAUACUUUCUGAUGCAAAUGUUCCUGGUGAAGGGGAGCAUAAAAUUAUGUCCUACCUUCGACUCCAAAGAAAUCUUCCUGGUUAUGACCCAAAUACACGUCAUUGUCUCUAUGGUUUGGACGCAGAUCUAAUCAUGUUGGCUUUGGCUACUCAUGAAGUUCACUUCUCUAUACUCAGAGAGGUUGUAUUUACGCCAGGUCAGCAGGAUAAGUGUUUCCUUUGUGGUCAAAUGGGUCACUUAGCUGCAGAUUGUGAAGGAAAGGCGAAACGAAAAGCAGGAGAAUUUGAUGAGAAAGGCAAUGCUGAGAUUGUGGCAAAAAAACCUUUUCAGUUCCUCAACAUAUGGACUCUGCGGGAGUAUUUAGAAUUUGAUAUGAGAAUCCCAAAUCCUCCUUUUGAGAUUGAUUUCGAGCGGAUCAUUGACGACUUCAUAUUUAUUUGUUUCUUUGUUGGAAAUGAUUUUCUCCCACAUAUGCCUACUCUUGAGAUCCGCGAGGGUGCAAUAAACUUGUUACUGGCUGUCUAUAAGAAGGAGUUUAGAUCCAUGGAAGGUUAUUUAACUGAUGGUAGCCAGCCAAAUCUUAGCAGGGUAGAACAUUUCAUUCAGGCCGUGGGAUCAUAUGAAGAUAAGAUAUUUCAGAAAAGAGCCCGCUUACAUCAGAGACAAUCUGAGAGAAUUAAGCGUGAAAAGGCCCAGUUAAAAAGAGGAGAUGACUCUGCUCCUCGAACUGAACCUGAAUCUUUGGUUCCAGUUGCUCGGUUCGGUGGUUCUCGGCUUGCUUCAGGUCCUUCGCCUUCUCCCUAUCAACAAGGGGGAACUGCAAGACGUGACCAACUUCAGCAUGGCACAUCAAGUCUUUCCGUCCUUGACAUUCCGAUCGAGCACUAUGGUACUGUUGAAGAUACAGGAUCUAUUUUUCGCAACAAAAAAGCUUCACGUUUGAGUUCUGGGGCCACAAUAGGAGCUGCAAUUGUUGAAGCUGAGAAUAGCCUUGACACUGAAGUAUUAGAAAACAAAGAAGAACUGAAAACAAAGCUAAACAAGUUAAUCCGUGAGAAGAAUGAUGUUUUUAAUUCAGAGAACCCUGAGGAAGACAAGAUCAAACUGGGAGUGCCAGGAUGGAAAGAAAGGUAUUAUGAGGAAAAAUUUUCUGCAAAGACACCUGAGGAGAUGGAAGAAGUACGAAAGGACAUUGUCUUGAAAUACACAGAAGGGUUGUGCUGGGUUAUGCACUAUUAUUAUGAAGGUGUUUGUUCCUGGCAGUGGUUUUAUCCAUAUCAUUAUGCCCCUUUUGCUUCAGACCUCAAGGAUCUUGGGGAGUUGAAUAUCACCUUUGAACUAGGUUCUCCAUUCAAACCAUUCAAUCAGCUCUUGGGAGUUUUUCCUGCUGCCAGUUCACAUGCUCUUCCUGAACAGUAUAGGCUAUUGAUGACAGACCCAAAGUCGCCCAUUGUCGACUUCUAUCCUUCUGAUUUUGAGGUGGACAUGAAUGGGAAGCGCUUUUCAUGGCAGGGCAUUGCCAAACUACCUUUCAUUGAUGAAGCCCGGCUCCUUGCAGAGGUUGCAAAAGUUGAACAUACCUUGACGGAGGAAGAAGCACGAAGAAAUAGUGUGAUGAAUGAUAUGCUUUUUGUGUCAUUAUCUCACCCUCUGUCUCCAUACAUUUUUUCUCUUGAUGAUCGUUGUAAGCAGCUUACAGAUAAUGAACGUGUUGAAGUGAAGGAACGCUUGGACCCAAAAGCAAGUGGUGGCAUGAGUGGAUACAUAUCCCUUUGCAUGGGAGAUCCUUGUCCUCCAAUUUUUAGAGCUCCUAUUGAUGGGUUGGAAGAUAUUAUGGACAAUCAAGUCAUAUGUGCAAUAUACAGACUCCCAGAUGCCCAUAAGCACAUCACACGACCACCUAAAGGGGUUAUUUUCCCGAAGAAGUUGGUCACAUUCGGUGAUAUAAAACCUGAUCCGGUGUUGUGGCAUGAGGAUUCUGGGAGGAAACCUUGGGAAAAUGGAAGGAACCACCACCCUGGCGGAAACUCUGGUCGUCACCUUGGAGAGGCAGCACACAGGCUGGUUUCUAAUAGUUUGCAGAUGAGGAGUGGUCAUGGUGAUGACACACAUGCUCAACCAGUACCAUAUCCUUAUGGUCCUUUUCCUUCCUCUCAAAGAUACAAUGGUCAGGGACAUGUUCGCCCUACUUUUGGCUAUUCUGCUCGAGAUGACACAGCUGCGCCGUAUCAGUAUGAUCAGAGUUACCACCAGGCUUAUAUCCCAGCUGCUGUUGAUCCUUAUAGUUGGCCUCCUCCUCUGUAUGAGAGGGGUAGCCAACCUGUCCCUCCUAGAAGUGAUUAUCAUAGACAUGGACAUCAUGCCGCUGUGACGCAGCAAAAUGUUGGAUAUAGUUAUCCUUCUCAUGCCUAUCAUCCGCAGCAUAUUAGUCAAUCACCAGUACCACCAAUUGAUCAUUUUCACCAGCAAAGUGGAUACAGUAGUUACCCCAGUUAUCAUGAACCUUAUGAGCCGGGAAUCUAUAACCAACAGGGUGGUGGAUGGACCCCUCAAGUAAACCAAAAUGUUGCUCAGGGUUAUUUCAAUCCACGUCCCUCCGAUAAUCGCUUCUCGGCUUUAGGAAGAGGAAGAGAUAGGCAGCCACCAUCUUCAGGCCAUCACCGUUAGAGGUGCCAUCAUUUUUGCAAGUGAUGGGUAAUGUUUCAGACUUCAUACAGAAAAAGAAAAGAAAGAGCAGGUAGAGAACAAACAGAUAUUGCUGGCCAAUAUGUAAGUUCAGGCGACUGUACGGUGCUUGUUCAUCAUAUGGCAAUGUUGUACAAUAUAGGUUUAUUGCACAGGGUUUUACCUGUAUUCUCCUCUCUUCCUUUUAAUAUUGAGAUAUAGUUGAGCUUCAUUUAUUUGAAAGAUGACAUUAUAUUCCAGAAUAGGUCAAAUGUUGGACGAAUAAAAUUAUGCAGUUUUCUCAUAAGCUAUGAGCUUUGUUUGUAACAUCAUUUUUGUUUAUUGAGAAAAACUCUGUAUGAAUUCUCUCCUGUGCAUUUCAUCUGGUUGUUGUAGACUGUGACGAUGUAAAUUUGUAGAA
Solanum dulcamara is the source of this 3802-nucleotide messenger RNA. RefSeq names its product 5'-3' exoribonuclease 3. The record is from RefSeq and is a predicted model, not a curated record. Gene Ontology annotation, molecular function: RNA binding; 5'-3' RNA exonuclease activity; zinc ion binding. Gene Ontology annotation, biological process: nuclear-transcribed mRNA catabolic process. Gene Ontology annotation, cellular component: nucleus. Lineage: Eukaryota; Viridiplantae; Streptophyta; Magnoliopsida; Solanales; Solanaceae. The transcript has 23 exons. Bases 139 to 3384 code for a protein of 1081 amino acids.